Molecule: messenger RNA, 1709 nt
Organism: Protopterus annectens (West African lungfish)
Lineage: Eukaryota; Metazoa; Chordata; Ceratodontiformes; Protopteridae
Gene: SRSF7
Product: serine and arginine rich splicing factor 7
Biological process (GO): mRNA splicing, via spliceosome
Cellular component (GO): nuclear speck
Molecular function (GO): zinc ion binding; RNA binding
Source: RefSeq, a predicted model, not a curated record
GGUAAACGAGUUCACGCGUGCGUCAUCAAUUCCUUUCUUGGAGUUUCACUGGUUGAGUUCAGUAACCUAGUAGUAGCGUUCUUUACCAUGGCUCGUUACGGAGGUCGUUAUAACGGAGGUCAAUAUGUGGUUCCCGUGUUAGAGUUGAGUUGUCCACAGGAAUGCCACGUCGUUCUCGUUAUGAAAGACCACCUUCUCGUCGCCCAUUUGAUCCAAAUGAUCGAUGCUAUGAUUGUGGGGAGAAAGGUCAUUAUGCAUACGAUUGUCAUCGAUAUAGCCGGAGGAGGAGAAGUAGCAGGUCAAGAUCUAGAUCUCGGUCUCAUUCAAGAUCUAGGACAAGAAGGUAUUCCCGAUCACGCAGCCGAAGUCGUGGUAGGAGGUCUAGAUCACGUUCUCCACAUAGGUCACGGUCAGUUUCUUCAAGGCGAUCCAGGUCUGUGUCUGUUAAAAGAUCAAGGUCUCCGUCAAGGUCUGCCUCACGCUUAAGUCGUUCACCAUCAGGAAGUCCUUACAGGAGUCCUAGUCCAGAAAGAGAUGGUUAAAAUGCCAUUCAUGGAGCACAGUGUUUUGAAAUUAAAGUUGUUUUUGGUUUAUACUGUUUGAGGGAAUUUGUGGUGGGAUCUGUUAUGGUUUAGAUGCAAGGGCUUGGUCCUGUUAAUUUUUUAUACAUAUAUUAUAUAUAUUUUGUUUGCUAUACAUUUGAAAGUGAAGCAUUUGUUUGGUGUUUUAGAAAUCUUUGUAAAUGCAGAUUAUUGUGUUGGUGUGCAGAUAUCUUUUUUUUUUUUUUUUUUUUUUUCCAUCAUAUGGAUUACUAAGUUACUUGUUUUUGUAUCUGGAAAUUGACUGUUUCCAAAAAAUCAUUUUUAUCCAGUCAUUAUGUGUCAAGUUUAAGGGAGAAAGAAUGUCGAAGAAUUGUCAUGAUUUAUUUUAUUUUUGUUUUACUGUUUUCAUUUUUUGUUCAUUCUCACUGUUUACAUAAGUAUGAGUAUUAUGGCCAUAUUUUACCAUUGGUUAAAUAUGUGUUGCAGACCUAGAUUGUAAGAUGUUAAACAAGUUUAACUGUUGUAUGAGCUGCAACUGUUAAAAAAAAAAAAAAAAAAAAAGUCUGUCAAGUUGUUGGCGAGUGAGAGCUCUAGGAAGAUAAGCAGAUGUAAGGUGGCUUCAGUGCAGUUUAUGCAUUUUAUUAUUACAGUGUAUGGGCAGAAAAUAGUUUUAUGUUUACUUUGCAUUGUGUAUAAAAUACACAACUUGCAGACAACUCUUUGUCAUGCAUCUUAAUUUGAGCACUGCAUUUUUUCCUCACUUGUGUUAUUGCAGGAUUUCUGGUGCACUAGUUUUGGGUACACACGUAUACUCAGUACUGGAUUAAUGAGCAAUUCAAACUGAGAAGUAUGCCUUUUUGGCUUGAUAUUUUGAAUUUAAGCAUCUGUAGCCUGCUGUAUUUCCACAUUUCUGUAAGUUGUUAACAAAAAUUGUAUGACAAAAUAUUUUAAAGUAGUUAUACUGUGAACAGUCCCAUAACUGAAAUAUUUGAUGUAGUUUCCAAAAUACAUCAGCAUGUGUGCUUUUAAUUCAGCAGGAGUAAGACAUAGGAAAUGUCUACCAAUUUUUCAUAGUUUUGUAACUGCACUGAUGAAGUACUAACUUGUUACUAUGGUUUAAGAAAUUCUCCACUGAAAGUUAACAUUCAAGUAAAUGUUUUCUGUUCA